GGUGAAUAUUUCGAGCGCAACCCAGGAAGCAGGCUUAUGUUUACUCGUAGCUUAAAAUCUAUGCUAGCAACCUACAGAUAUGGCAGACGAGUCUCUGUUCGACUUUCUCCACAUGGAGAUUGUGUCACAUAUUUACAAGGAGCAGCAGUCCGGUAAAGGAGAGAUGGAUAACAAGGACAGAGCUGUUUGUGUGUCUGUCCUUGAAAGCAUGGGCUUCAGGGUGGGACAAGGACUCAUUGAGAGGUUGACCAGGGACUCUCCCAGCUUCAAGGAUGAACUGGAUGUAAUGAAAUUCAUCUGUAAAGACUUCUGGACGAAGGUGUUCCGGAGGCAGGUUGACAACCUUAGAACAAACCAUCAGGGCACCUAUGUUCUGCAGGACAACAAAUUUUCUCUGCUCACUCAGCUCUCCAGUGGAAAACAAUACUUGGAUCAGGCUCCUAAGUACCUUGCUUUUUCAUGUGGCAUUGUGAGGGGAGCUCUGUCUAACCUUGGUAUGGACAGCGUGGUGACAGCUGAGGUCUCUGUUAUGCCAUCCUGUAAGUUCCAAGUGGUGAUCCAGAAGUUAUGACCUUAUCCUCUCUGCUACCCUGGAGCUGAUGAACAGGGCCCUGUGGGUUUGGGCUAAUCCUAAAGAGAGGAUAGUAGUUCCUGUCUAUCCACAGAGGGAAUCAAACACCACUGUGAUUUCCACAACUGGGUCAAACAGGACUUGCCAGGUUCGGCUGACAACCAGGUACCCAUGAAAGAGCAAAAAGGGUUAGCAGGCGUACCUCUCACUUGUGGUAUUCUGAUACAGAAGAUUUGUUUUAUUCCUUUUGCAUUUUUAUUUUCAUGUUUGUUUCAUAUACAAAGGAAAUAAUAUAUGAUAUUUUCAGCUUUAGUUUUCACUGGCCUUGCCUGAGCCCACCUGGCCGAGCUUUGAAAAGAAAUAUUGACUGUCCGUGAUGUGAAAACAAUAAUGUGAAUGUAUAGUAAAUCACAUGGUAAUUUAAUGUUCUUUGUCAUAUCUUGCAAUGUGGACUGACCCAGAAAUACUCACCGAGACAUAAUUGAAAAUAAAAAUCAAUUUAGGAUAAAACAUCAACCGCCAUACCAUCGCUUUGAGCAUCCAUCCAAAUAACAGCCAGUGAGCCUUUGAACAUCAUUACACCUGCCUCAUUAGAUUCAUUAUUCAGUACUUGUUUCUCUGCAGACACUCUGAAUCUGUAACUAGCUCCUGGUGCUUUGCUCUGCCUUGUAGCAGACUGCCUUUAGGAGCUGGGUGUUUCAUGCAUGCUGGUGGUCAUUCAAAUUUCAGUUCAUUUAAAGGCAAAAUGCAAAUCUAGAAUGAGUCAUGGGUACAGGCAUUUUAUUUUCAGUAUGUUCCAUUAUAGAUAUGGUAACACUGUCUGCGCCUCUCUCUGUUCCUCUGUAGGGAUAUCACAUUAGUUUACGGAUUAUUGUAUUUUUGUACCAAAAUGUACAUUUUUUGUCCUUCUGCACAGCACUGAUAUGUAGUAAUUACAUUUCUCUAGAGUAUAGUGAGCUGCAAAUGUGUUUUUACCAUGUCGUGUGGCUUUGAAACCAAUUCACAUGAAUUUCUUGUUACAUUUGUGAAAUGACUCUUUGCUUUGUAUAAAAGUCUCCUCAAACAUUAAACCCAAAACAGCUUAAAACUAUAAAACUGUUAAGUUUGUGUUGUUUCCUUUGAGUAUUUUACUUUCUCAACUUAACAUUUUCUCUAAGUGGAAUAAUAAUGUGACAAAACAAAGCCUUUAGAACAUGAAAGGACAACUCGCUGACACGGUGAUAAAGAAAAUCACCUCUCCAGUAGAUACUGUUGCCUGUUUUUGCCACUAGAUGGAGACAGAGAGCUGUCUUUAUUUCCAUGUCUGUUGCUUUACAGUUUGGCAAAGUCUGUCCAGGCUCUCCUUGCCUGUUCAGCCUUGUUCUUAAAAAUCUGUAGUUCAUCUUUCCAAUAUGCCCCCAGUAUUUGUCUGGGAGAAAAGAGACCCCAUAGUUGAAAAUUGUUUUUCACACUCGCUUAAAAAAUAAUGAGAAGUCAAAAACUGUUCACCCUUUGUAUCACACAGUGCAUUUCCUUUUAUCUUUUUUAUUACCUGUCUGCAUAACAACAUAUUUCACUGUGUGCUUUAGCAACAGCAGUUCCAUUUCCCAUCAUCCCUGCUUAAGUUAUUAAUAUUUCUUUCAUGUUGUUGAUCCAUAUCAUGAGCUCGGCAUUAAGAGGUUCUACUGUAUGUGAGCGUACUGCACGGGCUAAACUGUAACUUCAGUUUUAAGACAACCAUGAUCAAUCUGAGUUAGUGUUUUAAGACCCAGGUUCUCUCUAAUCCAUCAUCAGAUUUGUCACAAUGUUUUAUUUACACUUGGAUUUUCAUUAAAGUUACAUUUUGGUAUACCACCAUGUUGACGUUAUAGCUCUCUCUGAAGGAUUAUGGUGCUCACUCUGUUUUCAUUACUGUCUCUGUUUAAGUAAAAUAUCCCUGACAGUGUUCCAGUAUUUCACUGCCAUCAGUGUAAUAGUUUUACACAAUAAAGGUGUUUACAUGUAACUUAA
Epinephelus lanceolatus (giant grouper) is the source of this 2560-nucleotide messenger RNA. It is a transcript of the gene trappc6bl, whose product is annotated as trafficking protein particle complex subunit 6B, like. Gene Ontology annotation, biological process: endoplasmic reticulum to Golgi vesicle-mediated transport; regulation of GTPase activity. Lineage: Eukaryota; Metazoa; Chordata; Actinopteri; Perciformes; Serranidae. Gene Ontology annotation, cellular component: trans-Golgi network; TRAPP complex; cis-Golgi network. The record is from RefSeq and is a predicted model, not a curated record.